CAGAGCCGCUGCAGCAGGUCAGAGGAAAUGUUAUUUAACCGUGGCUCCAGUCCCCUCCCACUUGCCGGUUUUGCUGGGGGAGAGGGAGAGAGGCUUGUAAGGAAGGAGUAAACUGGGGGGCUGACGCCAAGAGCUGAUUCGGUCCCUGCAAGCAGAGGUGCCGGCUGCAGAUGGCUGCUUGGGUUUGGAAGGAGGGACUGAGCCGGAGCAGCUAGCAGAGACGCGGACCGUCUUGGGGACACCGCAGCGGGCUCCGGUAGUGCUCCUCCGGUGUCAUUCUCAGCAGCUGGAAGGACUGCUUCCUUCCGUGAUCUCCUGCUGUGAAGCUUGGACUCAAAGCUGGAGCGAUGGAGAGACAGAGAGAUGGCUGAACCCAGGCAGGCGUAGCACCAGGCCCAUGAGAAGACCCCGAGCUGGAGGAGAGGUGGCGUUGCCAAGCGGGGUCCUUCUCCCCCUGCCCACGUAGGGGCAGCGGGGGGCUUCGUCGCGGCUGCUGAGCUCUGCCCCAUGACCAACGCCAAGGACCCAAAGGGCAUGAUGGACCCCUCACCGGCAGCCCCCAGUGCGGCGGCAGGCCCCGUUACCUUCUCCCAGGUGUUUGGGCAGCAGUGCCAGCUCAUGGAAGCAGCUGUAGAGUCAUUGCACUCCUUAAACGACCAGAUCUCUCAUUUUAUCGUGAACAAGUCAAAAGCGCUGGAUGAAGACGACGAUGCUUUUCUGCCCAGUGAGAAGGAAUCUCUGAGGAGCUCCAUGAUGCUGAUGAGGCACCUCCUACGGGACGCACAGGCCAAAAUCCUGCACAUGAUGGACGACAACAAGCAGCUGGCGCUGCGCAUCGACGGGGCGCUGCAGGCGGCCGGCCAGGAGGUGACGGCGCUGCGCGCCGAGCUGGCCGCCACCGCCCGCCGCCUCGCCGAGCUGGGCGCCGACGCCGGCGGCAUGGAGCCCGGCCCGCCAGGGCUGCUGCGAGAGGAGGUGGCCCAGCUGCAGGAGGAGGUCCACCUGCUCCGGCAGAUGAAGGAAAUGCUGGCGAAAGACCUGGAGGAGACGCACGGCGGCAAGUCCACCGAGGUCCUCUCGGCCACCGAGCUCAAGGUGCAGCUGGCGCAGAAGGAGCAGGAGCUGGCGCGAGCCAAGGAGGCCCUGCAGGCCAUGAAGGCCGACCGCAAGCGCCUCAAGGCCGAGAAGACGGACCUGGUGAGCCAGAUGCAGCAGCUCUACGCCACGCUGGAGAGCCGCGAGGAGCAGCUCCGCGACUUCAUCCGCAACUACGAGCAGCACCGGAAAGAGAGCGAGGACGCGGUGAAAGCCCUGGCGAAGGAGAAGGACCUGCUGGAGCGGGAGAAGUGGGAGCUGCGCCGGCAAGCCAAGGAGGCCACGGACCACGCCAGCGCCCUCCGCUCCCAGCUGGACCUCAAGGACAACCGCAUGAAGGAGCUGGAGGCCGAGCUGGCCAUGGCCAAGCAGUCGCUCGCCACGCUGACCAAGGACGUCCCCAAGCGGCACUCGCUGGCCAUGCCGGGCGAGACGGUGCUCAACGGCAACCAGGAGUGGGUGAUGCAAGCCGACCUGCCGCUGACGGCCGCCAUCCGGCAGAGCCAGCAGACCCUCUACCACUCGCACCCCCAGCACUCGGCGGACCGGCAAGCCGUCCGAGUGAGCCCCUGCCAUUCGCGGCAGCCCUCCAUCAUCUCCGACGCAUCCGCCGCCGAAGGCGACAGGUCGUCGACGCCGAGCGACAUCAACUCGCCCCGGCAUCGGACGCACUCGCUCUGCAACGGGGAUAGUCCUGGACCGGUACAGAAGAACUUGCACAACCCAAUCGUACAGUCUCUAGAGGACCUCGAAGACCAAAAACGGAAAAAGAAGAAAGAGAAGAUGGGCUUCGGCUCCAUCUCCAGGGUAUUCGCCCGAGGGAAGCAGCGGAAAUCGCUAGACCCGGGCCUCUUUGACGGUACGGCCCCCGACUACUACAUAGAGGAAGACGCGGACUGGUGACCCCCUGCCCGGCCGGCAGCCCGCCUCCGGCUGCCGGCACGCGUGUGUGCCCAGUGUCUGUGUGCGGAUGGAUGUGUCCGGCCCGGAAAGCAGCGGGAGCCUGCUGCUCCGCGCCGCCGCCCCCAGCCCCUGUACAUACUACGCGCCAAGCCCCGUGUGGACACGUUCACUGUCGUCUUUGGAGCGAUGCGGUUGUGUUGUAACUCUCUCUCUUCCGUAGGGUUUUCGUUUUUUUCUGUUUUUCCUUUUUUUUGGUUUGGUUUUGUUCCGGUAACUCUUUCCUCCGUUGUCGCUUCGAUUUGUUCGUUUUGGAGUUUCGACCUUUUCGUUGUCGUUUUCCUCCUUCUUUUUACAAAACUUGAAACUUGAAGGACUGCUGUGUAUUUGUAAAUAACAGAAAUAUCGUGCACUUUGUGCUUGUGACGUCUCUUGUCCGAAACGCUGCUCUCCGAGCCCAGCCCGGCGGUGCGUUGUGAACGCGGCACGUUCCCGGGCCGGCGCUCGGCGAGGCGGCGUCCCCUUCGCGGGGCGCACCGGCCCACCGGGGGAGCGGCGACAGCAGGCUCGGCCUGUCCGGAGAGACCUUGAAAAGGAGAAAAAAAAAGACAAAAUCUCAUUCCACAUGCUGUCUUCCUGGGCACGACCGGAGGAGGCAACCUGGGCUCUUUCUACUGCCUGCCAGUCUGGAAUAAUUGUUUUAACUUUCAUUUUGUUGUUUAAUUUAUUUGCACAAAGUCCAGAAGAGCUAUUCUAACUAAAUUAUUGCGUAAAUUUUGGAAUUUCUAUUUUUCCACGUCGGUUGGGAGGGGGCGGGGAGGAGGAAGGGGGUCUCUGUACUGUAGCGUUGCGCUCGGCCGCUGCCCCGGAGCGAUGCCGGCCCUCGCCAUCCCCAUUUUUGGGAUGCCCGGCUCGGCCCGGGGCUCGGAUGCUCUGGAGGGGCCGACGCGGCCGGAGAGCUGCGUCCUUCCCCGAGCUCGAGGAACCCGUAACGCGCGGGAAACGCGUGUUUUUGCCCCGGCGGGGAAGCGCUCGGGGCCCCGAAACCCUUCGGGGGCCGCGGCGGUGCAGCCCAGCGGCAGCGCCUCUUUUCCCCCCCCCCCUCUUUUUUGGGGCAUUUUUGCUGCUUGGCGCCCGCUCGGGGCGUCCGGGCCGCCCGACGCUCCUGCAAUCCCGGCUGCUCGUUUGCUGCCGGCUCCGUGUCGGCCCGAGCGGGAGGGAUGUUUUUUCCCACAUGGAGCUGGUGCCUCUAAAUCCACCCGGCUCCCUCGGAAACGCCCCGAGCUUCCCCGCGGCUUUCCCGCUCCACUAACACGCACCGCUCUCCGCUUACUACGAGAUAAGUACCUUAUGCUUUAAUGCUUACGAUAUAAUUUUAAGCUCUUAAAAAUGUAUUAAGAUUAUUUAAUAAUGCUAUAAUAGUGUAUUUUUUUUUUCUUAAUUCUCCUAAGUGCGCCCUGUUCAAAAGGGAUAUUUUGUCUUAAAUUACAAACUAAACCCCGAUGCUGCCACGCUCUGUAUCCUUCCUAACGCGAUGAUGUGGAGGAGCCGCCGGUGAACGGGGCGCAGGGGAGGGGACGCGGCUUCGCGUCCCGGCGCCGCUUUGCCAAGGAGCUUGCCGAAAAGCAAGCCGGGCGGCGGGGGGGGCGUUGACCCUGUGGCAUCUUUCUCUGCAGAGAAGCAUUUUUAUACAUUUGUUUUCUUCCCUCUCCUUGUGUUUUUAUAAUUUAAAAUAUCAACCGACAGGACAGAUGAGCAAUCGCCUUGUUAUUGAGUAGUUUCUUUUUCAUUUCCGCUUUUUUGUAAAUUAGGAAAUAAUUCUAAAAAAAAUUACUAAGAGGAUGAUUUAUUUAAACAGAGAACUUCGAGAAAUAGCAUAUGAAUUAUGGGUAACACUAGAUUUAACCUUUUCCCCACAUGAGUUGGGGGGGAGAUUCCUUGAAGGCAUGGAUGCAAAUAUAAAAUUAUAAAAAAUCUAAAUAAAGCUUAUUUUAAAGUA
This is a messenger RNA of Dromaius novaehollandiae (emu), 3994 nucleotides long. RefSeq names its product kazrin, periplakin interacting protein (gene KAZN). The record is from RefSeq and is a predicted model, not a curated record. The coding region runs from base 508 to 1998 and encodes 496 amino acids. NCBI's taxonomy places the organism in Eukaryota, Metazoa, Chordata, Aves, Casuariiformes, Dromaiidae. The transcript has 10 exons.